This is a messenger RNA of Fragaria vesca subsp. vesca, 1087 nucleotides long. RefSeq names its product ELMO domain-containing protein A-like. The transcript has 10 exons. Bases 117 to 974 code for a protein of 285 amino acids. Lineage: Eukaryota; Viridiplantae; Streptophyta; Magnoliopsida; Rosales; Rosaceae. The record is from RefSeq and is a predicted model, not a curated record.
GAAUCAGAGGGGAAUAAGAACAUGAGUUGGGUGCAAUCAUUUGCCACCCUUUUUGUUUUGCUUUCGGUUAAAAAGGGUGAAAGAUUCUCUCUUUCUCUUUGUUUUGGAACCCCCUAAUGAGAUUAAGGAGGAGCAGGAAAUGCUUUCCUUCUUGCGCUUUCCUUCACCAAGUUGAUGAGGAUGAGGUUUAUUGGACACAGAAGAGCAAAAGCAGGAAGGAGUUGGGGAGACGUGGUUCAGCUCGAGUGAUACCACAGUUAGUUCAAUGCUUUGUUAAUGCUAUGGUUGGACCACGAUCAUGGACAGGACUCUUUAGCCGCUCAAGACGUAGUGAGAAGUAUGCUGAGUACCCUUUGAGUCCUAUGCAGGAGCUGAGACUUUUGAGGCUUCAAGAACGACUACAAGUACCUUUUGACGUGACUCGCCCUGAUCAUCGAGAAGCCUUGAAAGCAUUCUGGCAUGCUGCCUUUCCAGAUGUUGCUCUCAGUGGUUUGAUCUCUGAGCAAUGGAAAGAGUUGGGUUGGCAAGGUCCUAACCCAUCAACUGACUUUAGGAGUUGCGGUGUUAUUGCCCUUGAGAACUUGAUUUUCUUUGCCAGAACUUAUCCUGCAUCUUUCCGAAGAUUAUUGUUCAAGCAAGGUGGGAGACGAGCAACCUGGGAAUACCCAUUUGCUGUUGCUGGCAUAAACAUUUCAUUUAUGUUGAUUCAGUUGUUGGAUCUUUGGUCAGCAAGACCAAGGUGUCUUCCCGGGAUAAAUUUCGUGAAAUUAUUAGGAGAAGAUGAAGCUGCUUUUGAUGUACUAUUCUGUAUAGCUUUCGAAAUGGUGGAUGCUCAAUGGCUUGCUAUGAAUGCAUCCUACAUGCAGUUUAAUGAUGUUCUGCAAGCAACGCGUACGCAGUUGGAAAGAGAACUAUCUUUAGAAGAUACUCAGAGGAUACAAGAUUUACCAGCUUAUAAUCUGUUGUACCAGUAGCUUUUUGGUACUUGGUAGUAGAGAAAAACAUUAGCACUGUGCUUGAACUCGAAAAUAUUGGAAUGAAUUCAAAGAUUAACACAUGACAAUAACAGACUGCAUAAAAUUGUGGG